UAUCUUGUAACACGACAUAUUUCAUAUAUAGCAGUCUUUGAAAUCUUCAAACCAAAAUAUAAUGAAAAACCUUUAUACAGAAAUGUAGCGCAGUAAACUUACAAUGGAAUAAAUGGACAGAUAUACAUGAAUCCCAUAUGAUAUAUAUUAGGAGAUUUCAUCAUAUCGACUUACCUUCUGUUUGUAAGAAAUGGUGUAAAGCAUUAUCAUGUCCAUGUACCUCAUAACACUUUUAGUCAUUAAUAUUGAUGCUGUGACAACAGUCAAAAUACUUAGUACCAUCACAUUUUUAAUAAGUGUCUUCAAUAUUUCACUGGUGAGUUUGUAUGUAUCUUCACUUACUUGAAGAAAUGUCUCCUCCCUUUACUAAUCUCAUGUUUUUGAACUGGGAAAUGAGCCCCAGCUAGAGACAGCUGUGAUGUGCUCAUCAGCUUCAGUUUAAAUAUAAUAGAUUACUGUUUAUGAAUAUAUGUUGUGCAUGACUGACCAAGCUGUUCAAUAAUAAAGUCAGAUGGUAGAACGUUACAAGUAGCCUACCCAUGCAGAGUCUUACAGUUACUUCUAAAGGAGAUAAAGGUUGACUGGUGAAUAAUGGAUUCACUCGAAGAACAGCUCUUUACUGCAGUUUCAAGAGGAGACACAAAUUGUGUAAACUGCCUUUUGGCCCAAGGGGCAAACGUAAAUAUUGUAUGCUCAUCAGGAAGGACACCUCUUGGAACAGCAGCACAAAUGGGGAACAUGGCCAUUUUACAAAUAUUACUAGAUGCAGCUAAUGUCCCUGCUGCUCUUUCUGAAAACUUCUAUAAACAAGAGCAGGGAAAUCAUCAUCAUUUAAAGUACAGGAGUAAGAAGAACAGGCAUGACUACCCUCACACUAAUAGUUCAAGAAAACAUGCAGGUGCAUUUGGGCAUAAGGAUAAUUUAUCAAGUAAAACAACUAAUAUUGGUGCUGCUUGCCAGGAUGUGAACAGUGAAGUUGCGAGAAAACAGGGUUCUCUUGACCUUACCUCUGAUUUGGGAUUAGACUCUACAAUGAUGGAUUUAAGUAAUCCUUCAAGCAAAACACAAAAUUUGGGUUAUUUUAUUGUGGUUCACAAAGAUAGGAGUGCACUCCAUUCCCCAAAUAGUAAGGAGGAAGAGAAUUUAAAGCAUACAUUCGAUGAGAACUGGAAUCAGGACAUGAAUGAAUGUGCUAGUUCUUGUGUUGGAGUGCAGAGUAAUGAAAUAUCUGCGAGCGCUCUUAAUGAUGAUCGGACACCUGAUGGAAUGGAUAGGCUGGAAUGGGAUGUUGAGGUUGAAGACAAGGAAAAGAGUAGUGAGGGGGGAGAAGAGGAUGAUUCAUGGGCUUCCCUCUAUCGCUGGUAUGCUGACAUCCUGGAUCGCACCAGUUCUCUUCUCCAGUUGCCCCAGCACUGUGACGUGAACCAUCAGGAUGUUUAUGGGAGAUGUGCUGUGCAUUAUGCUGCAGAACAAGGGCAUGUGGAUGCCUUACAUUUGUUAACAGCAGCAGGAUGUCGAUUGGAUAUUGGGGAUUCUGAUAACCUGACCCCUCUUCAUCUUGCUGCUGCUCGGGACCAUUAUACAGUUGUAAAAAUGCUACUCACUGCAGGUGUCGAAGUUAAUCGUAAAACAAGUGAUAAGACUUCUGCAUUACACAUUGCUGCAACACGAGGUUUUAUCGAUACUGUCAGAAUGUUGUUGGAUGGUGGUGCAAACAUUGACUCCUUAGAUGCAUCUGAUCGUACACCACUGAUACUUGCUGUAUUACGAGGACAUGAUGAUGUUGUUGCACUUCUUAUCAAGCAUGGGGCCAAAGUUAAUAUUGAGGAAAUUCAUGGUUAUACUCCACUCUGUGAAGCAGUGUGGCAGAAGGUGGUGCCCAUGGUCCAGAUGUUAUUGGAUGCUGGUGCUAAGAUAACUCAGUCUCAUUUCCUUCUUCAUUAUGCCAUCAUGCACAGGCAUAUUGAAAUGGCUGAACUGCUUCUGAAAGCUGGAUCAAUUGUGAAUUUGCGUGAUGACAAUGGUGAUUCACCCCUGAUUGUUGCUGCUAGGACAGGGGUGUGCCAACUUGCAGAACUCUUGCUUAGGAAUGGUGCAGCUGUAAAUUAUCCAAAUGCUUUAACUGGAAGCAUGCCAUUGCAUGAGGCAGUGGAAUUCAUCCGUGAAUCAAAGUACUCUACUUUUGAGUCAAUGUUCCAUAUCUUGCGAUCAUAUGGAGCAGUUUUGAAUGUGCAGACAUGUACCGGUGGUGACACUCCAUUAUUUAGAGCAAUUCUCUUGGAGAAAGAUAGAGCAGCAGCGCUUCUGAUUCGCCAUGGAACUGACGUGAACCUCUGUGAUGUAGGAUCAUGUGUAGUAGACAACCUUUGUCUGGCUAGAAAACGAAACAACUUCCGUUUGGCUCAGAUGAUAGUUUAUGCUGGUUUUGAUCUUCAACAUUGUACUCCUGAUCUCCAACCACCGCCAAAAUCAAAGGCACUGUCAAUGGAUAAUUUACGGGAUUGGCUAACCUAUAUGAAAUUUAAUCCAAUGAGACUAACUGAACUAUGUCGAUUGGUAAUCAGAGCGCAAAUGGGAGAGAGAGUUUGCGAAAAGAUCGCUUCUUUGUAUUUUCCUUUAACCUUAAAGAAAUAUGUUCUAUUAGAAGAUAUUGAUUUUUGUGAUUGAUUUACAGGCCUCUUGUUGUCAAUAGUGGUAAUGCAGUGAACUCAAACAGUUACGAGAAAGCAAUGUUUGUAUUUUAUAUGCAAAUUACAUUAGGUGAGAAAUGAAAGCACACUGUGGAAUCCUGCUAUUAUUAUUUAUGUAUGGAAAAUCCAAUCACCUGGUCCUCCAGGUUGGGGGUUGAUGCGGUGGGCCAGCUCCUCAUCCGUCGGAAAAAACUAAAAUGCUAAAAAAAUCCUAAUAAAAAUAAGCUUCGGAAUAUAUAAAACGAUGGUACAAAGCGUGGCUCUUUAUGGAGCAGAAAUUUGGCAACUCUCAGAACAAAAAAAAAAUAAGUUGAGAAUAAUGGAAAUGGAUUUACUAAGAAGAGCGGCUGGAAUAUCCAGAAGAGAGAGAGAGAGAAAUGAAAGGAUUAGAGAAAUCAUGAGGGUGGACCGAGAUAUAAUUGAGGAGCUAGAGAAAAGACAACUGAUUUGGUACGAACACGUGCAAAGGAUAGAGGGGGAAAGGUUACCAAAAAAGACUAUGAAAUGGCAACCAAAAGAGAGAAGGAA
This is a messenger RNA of Zootermopsis nevadensis, 3218 nucleotides long. The record is from RefSeq and is a predicted model, not a curated record. Lineage: Eukaryota; Metazoa; Arthropoda; Insecta; Blattodea; Termopsidae.